Molecule: messenger RNA, 1082 nt
Organism: Leptopilina heterotoma
Lineage: Eukaryota; Metazoa; Arthropoda; Insecta; Hymenoptera; Figitidae
Product: activator of basal transcription 1-like
Exons: 3
Coding region: 292-948 (218 amino acids)
Biological process (GO): endonucleolytic cleavage to generate mature 5'-end of SSU-rRNA from (SSU-rRNA, 5.8S rRNA, LSU-rRNA); endonucleolytic cleavage in 5'-ETS of tricistronic rRNA transcript (SSU-rRNA, 5.8S rRNA, LSU-rRNA); small-subunit processome assembly
Cellular component (GO): nucleolus
Molecular function (GO): RNA binding
Source: RefSeq, a predicted model, not a curated record
CGAGCAAUAAUAGUCGCUCGUCACAAAUUAUUAUUGUUGUCUUUUUUAUAAUUGUUGUAAAUUGUAAAUCGUAAAAUAAUAAAUAUUGCAUUUAUUUAUAACUAAUAGUUUUUUGGAAUAAGUGGAAAAUAUAUUUAUAAAUUGUAGUGAAAAAUAUUGAAGUUAAUAAUCAGUUCAACGUAAUACGUUCGCAAAUUUUUUUGUGUGGCCAUUUGUGACAAGGCAACACGUGGUUUUGAAUAAUUAUAAAAAAUUGAAAGUUCUAAAUAGUUUUAUUUCUAUUUCCUUCACAUGAUGCUCAACAAGGAAAAUCAAGAGGAAGACGAGGAAGUAAUGUCAGGAGACGAGCCUGUAGUUAAAAAGAAACCAGGAUUAAUCUACUUGUCAUCAAUUCCAAAAUUCAUGAAUGUUACUAAAGUUCGGGAAAUAUUUUCCCAGUACGGAGAAUUAGGGCGAGUUUAUUUGCAACUAGCUGAUCAUGAAUUAGGCGAAAAAUCUGGUAAAAAGCGUAAAAGAAAAAAGCCAACGAUGCAUUUCACGGAGGGCUGGAUAGAAUUUGAAAGCAAACGAGUGGCAAAACAUGUUGCAGAAACUUUAAAUAGUACAAUGAUUUCAACGAAAAGAAAGAGCAAAUUCUGUGAUAUAAUGUGGAAUAUUAAAUACUUGUCAGGAUUCAAGUGGAUUCAUUUGAGUGAAAGAUUAGCCUACGAAAGGGCAGUUCGUAAACAAAAGAAAUUGGCAGAAAUUGCUCAAGCUAAACGAGAAACGAACUUCUUCUCGUACAAUGUCGACAGAAGUGAAAAAUUGAAGAAGAAGAAAAUAAAGGGAGAAUCAACUAGUUUUACAUUAAAUGAAGUCACUCAAAGGGAGACAGAUAUGGAAAUUAGGAAAAAGAAGAAGAAGAUCGAUGGAGACAGAUCAGAAGUCCUUAAGAAAUUGUUUAGUUAAUAUUAAUUCAAAGUGUAUAGCGAAAAAAAAUACUACUCCAAAUAUUAAAACGUGGUAAAUAUAUAACAAUUUUAUAUUAUAUUAAUUUUUAUUCUAAGAUCAUUUUUUGAAUAAACGCGGACAAUUUUGACAAA